UGCUUUCUAAUUUGCAAUGCUAAUGAAACUCUAUUUACGCGUUAUGACUUUUUUGAAUUCUGUUUACGUCGGUUAGAUUAACGAAUCAAGCUUGCCAUAUGAAUCCUUAUAAAGGUUAAAAACCGCGGAAAAAUGACACAACGUAGUAUUUCAUCGUUCUUUAUAAAAACCUCGUCGAAAAGUGAUAAUGUUGAUAAAAGCAAUAUAAGUUCGCUUACUAAGGAGGAUAAAGAUAAUCAAGACAGUGUUAAACGAAAAAGAAAUGAUCAGAAUGAAACUACGGAUCAUUCAUUGGCAGAAAACAAUACCACCAAAAAAUCACCUUCCUCAUUAGAAAAAGUAAAUAAUAAAACAGGUGCAACACUCAAAACAAUAUUAUCUGGAACAUCAAAGUUCCAUGAAAGCAGUGGAUCUAAAAGGAAGAAAAGCGCAGAUAAGGUAAAAGAAGAUAGCGCCAAGAAUACACCUGCACAGAAAAAAAUAAAAAAACCCUCAUUGGUGAAGAAUCAAAAAGAAAGCACAAAUUUAAAAAGGAAAAGUGAAUCAACUUCCUCUAGAUCUGAUUCGUCCAAAUCAUCUGAUGAAUUAGAUGAAUCAGAUAAAGUGGAAAUAAAAAAGACUUCUGGUAAAAGUAGAAAGAGACUGAGAAUAAUAUCACCUGUUGAUUCUAGCGAGGAAGAAGAAGUUUUAACAUUUUCGGAAAGUCCAAAAAAAUCAAACAGUAAUGUGGAAGAAAAAGUUUCAACUAAAGAAAAAGAAAAAUCUGAUGAAGAAACUGGGGGCAAUGAAGAAAAUAACGAAGAAGGAAAAACUGAUACAAAAGAAGACAGUACAGAAAAACCUGCUAAGAAAAUACAUAGCUUUUUUGCACAAAAGGGAAAUACAAAGAAUACUUCUGGAGAUAAGAUAAAAUCUGUUGAUAAGUCUUACGAUCCUAGUACGUCUAAUUAUCACCCAAUUGAUGAUGCCUGUUGGAAGAAGAAUGAAAAAAUACCGUAUAUCGCAUUAACGCGCACCUUGGAAUUAAUUGAGGAAACAAGUGCGCGCCUGAAGAUAAUCGAAAUUUUGUCCAAUUAUUUUCGUUCCGUCAUAGUUUUAAGUCCAAACGAUUUACUUCCAAGUAUAUACUUAUGUCUGAAUCAGUUAGGUCCCGCAUAUGAAGGACUUGAGUUAGGUAUAGCGGAAACAAAUCUUAUGAAAGCGAUAGCGCAAUGUACUGGUAGAACUUUAGCUCAAAUAAAAGCAGAUGUUCAAGAAGUUGGAGAUUUGGGUAUUGUAGCAGAAGGAAGUCGUUCCAAUCAGAGAACAAUGUUUCAACCUGCUCCAUUAACAGUAUCCAAUGUAUACUCUAAACUGAAGGAAAUUGCGCAAAUGACCGGUUCUGCAUCAACGACCAAGAAAUUAGACAAAAUUCAGUCACUUUUUGUAGCGUGUCGCUUUACUGAAGCUAGAUAUUUAAUUAGAUCCUUGGCGGGUAAACUUCGAAUUGGUUUAGCAGAACAGUCUGCUUUACAGGCUUUAGCAUUAGCAUGUGUAACAACUCCACCAGAGCAGACCGAUCCAGUAGUUUUGGAUGCACGUAAAAGCAUGUCAAGUGAUUCUUUCAAACAGAAAUAUGAGAAAAUCGCACUUACUCUCAAAACAACAUAUUGUGAAUGUCCGAAUUACGAUAAGAUAAUCCCUGUUAUACUGAAAGAAGGAGUUGAAGCGUUACCGAAUAAAUGUAAACUUACACCCGGUAUACCUCUGAAACCUAUGUUAGCACAUCCUACUAAAGGCGUUCAAGAAGUAUUGACACGUUUUGAGGGAAUGAAAUUUACUUGUGAAUGGAAGUACGACGGGGAAAGAGCACAGAUACACCUAGCUGAAAACGGUGAAGUUAGCAUCUACAGUAGGAAUCAAGAAAAUAAUACCAGCAAAUAUCCUGACAUUAUAGGACGAUUUAAUAAUACAAAAGGAGAAAACGUUAAAACUUGUAUUCUGGACUGUGAAGCGGUAGCGUGGGACGAUGAAAAUAAAAAAAUUCUACCAUUCCAGAUACUUAGCACAAGAAAACGAAAAGAUGCAAAUGAAGCCGACAUUAAAGUACAGGUGUGUGUAUUUAUUUUCGAUUUGUUGUAUUUGAAUGGAGAACCAUUAGUGAAGCAGCCUUUUAUAAAACGUCGAGCUUUACUAAAAGAAAAUUUCAAAGAAGCAGAAGGGGAAUGGAAAUUUGCAAAUCAUUUAGAUACCUCGAGUAUGGAGGAGGUGCAAGACUUUUUAGACGAAUCGGUCAAAGGUAAUUGCGAGGGUCUUAUGGUGAAGACAUUGGAACAAGAUGCAACGUAUGAAAUAGCAAAACGGUCUCGAAAUUGGUUAAAACUGAAGAAAGAUUACUUAGAUGGUGUAGGUGAUACGUUGGACGUAGUUGUUAUUGGUGGGUAUAUAGGAAAAGGUAAACGAACAGGAACGUACGGAGGAUUUCUUUUGGCUUGUUACGAUCAAGAAAAUGAAGAAUAUCAGAGUAUUUGUAAGAUUGGUACUGGUUUCACUGAAGAGGAUCUUCAAAAACACAGUGAAUUCUUGAAGGAGCAUAUAAUACCAAAAAGUAAGCCGUACUACCGUUACGAUCCAUCACUUGAACCUGAUCAUUGGUUUGAACCCGUUCAAGCUUGGGAGAUCAAAUGCGCAGAUUUGUCUCUAUCACCUGUUCAUAAAGCAGCAGUGGGUAUCGUUGAUCCAGAAAAGGGUAUAUCCUUACGAUUUCCACGAUUUAUUCGUAUUCGCGAUGAUAAAAGUAGCGAGGAUGCCACUUCAGCCCAACAGGUUGCAACAAUGUAUAAAAGUCAAGAGCAGAUAAAGAAUCAAGCUCCAACGAAGUUAACAGAAGAAGACUUUUAUUAGAUUUACUUCGUACUAUUAUAGGGAUAUUUAAAAGUAAUAACUCUGCAAAAUCACUAUUACUUUUAAGGUUCUGUAUAAUCGGGUUGCGAAAAUCAUGAAGUUGUUUUAAAAAAGGUCAUUCCAUAACAGUAAUACAUGUAUAAUUCUAUUAUGGCUUUGUUUUUCUAUUCAAAGCAUAUGUAAUACAAUAACAUGAAUAAAAUUGUCACGUGAAAUACCUAU
This is a messenger RNA of Osmia lignaria (orchard mason bee), 3105 nucleotides long. RefSeq names its product DNA ligase 1 (gene DNAlig1). NCBI's taxonomy places the organism in Eukaryota, Metazoa, Arthropoda, Insecta, Hymenoptera, Megachilidae. The record is from RefSeq and is a predicted model, not a curated record. Gene Ontology annotation, biological process: DNA recombination; Okazaki fragment processing involved in mitotic DNA replication; DNA biosynthetic process. Gene Ontology annotation, cellular component: mitochondrion; nucleus. Gene Ontology annotation, molecular function: DNA binding; DNA ligase (ATP) activity; ATP binding.